AUGUCGGCCCCAGUCGAGUUCAAGGAAAACACCUCCAUCGUUGUGUUUGGUGCCUCUGGUGAUUUGGCCAAAAAGAAGACGUUCCCGGCUUUGUUUGGAUUGUUCCGUGAAGGAUAUUUGUCCAAGACCUCGCACAUAAUAGGUUAUGCCAGAUCCAAACUGUCAACGGAGGAACUGCGCGAGAGAAUUAAAAGUUAUCUCAAGUUCCCAUCCGACGAUACUAAGCUUGUCGACGAGUUUCUGAGCCUUAUCUCCUACAUUGCUGGUCCUUACGACACUCCUGAAGGCUACGAAAAGCUUAAAGACUCUAUUGAACAGUUUGACAAGUCCAGAAAUGUGACUGAGUCCCACCGUUUGUUCUACCUUGCUCUUCCCCCUUCUGUGUUCACUGUGGUUGCCAGCAAGCUCAAGGAGAUCUGUCACCCAGGCUCCAAAGGUCUUGCCAGAAUCAUUGUUGAAAAGCCAUUUGGCCACGAUCUACAAAGUGCACAAGAAUUACAGAGUCAGCUGGCCCCUCUGUGGAGCGAAGACGAGUUGUAUAGAAUCGACCAUUACCUCGGAAAGGAGAUGGUCAAGAACCUCAGUGUGCUGAGAUUCUCCAACUCCUUCAUCAGUGCUGCCUGGGACAGCAGAAGCAUUGCAUGUGUGCAGAUCUCUUUCAAGGAGCCAUUUGGAACCGAGGGAAGAGGUGGUUACUUUGACUCCAUCGGUAUAAUCCGUGAUGUGAUGCAGAACCAUCUUUUUCAGGUGCUGACGCUGUUGGCCAUGGAGGAUCCUAAGUCUUCGGAGGCCGAGGCUGUUAGAGACGAAAAGGUUAAGGUGCUCAAGGCUAUCAAGAAGUUCGACGAAAAGAACAUCCUGAUUGGCCAGUAUGGCAAGUCCGCCGAUGGAACCAAGCCAGGUUAUCUUGACGACGACACUGUAAAGCCAGACUCCAAGUGUGUCACUUUUGCAGCCCUCACUUUGGAGGUUGACAAUGACAGGUGGAGAGGUGUUCCUUUCAUUCUGAAGGCAGGAAAGGCCUUGAACGAGGGUAAGGUUGAGAUUAGAAUCCAGUUCAAGCCAACUGGCGACGAAUCCUUCACGAAGGUGAUCAGAGACGAAUUGGUGAUCAGAAUCCAACCAAACGAGGCCAUGUACUUGAAGAUGAACACCAAGAUCCCAGGUGUUCGGAGUGAUCUUGCAAUCACUGAGCUGGAUCUCUCCUACAAGAACAGAUACUCUGACUUCUACAUCCCAGAGGCUUACGAGUCCUUGAUUAGAGACUGUUUCUUGGGAGACCAUUCCAACUUUGUGAGAGACGACGAGCUUGACCUCAGUUGGGGUCUCUUCACGCCGCUUUUGAACUACUUGGAAGGUCCAGAUGCACCAACGCCAGAGUCAUACGCCUACGGCUCGAGAGGUCCACAGCAAUUGAUCCCAUACCUGGAGAAGAACGGAUACGUUCACCAGACCAAGGCGUACCAAUGGCCAGUUACAAGACCGGACAUUCUGGAAAGUAAGAUGUAA
This is a messenger RNA of Kuraishia capsulata CBS 1993, 1509 nucleotides long. RefSeq lists its product as uncharacterized. Gene Ontology annotation, molecular function: NADP binding; glucose-6-phosphate dehydrogenase activity. The transcript is spliced from 2 exons. The record is from RefSeq and is a predicted model, not a curated record. Gene Ontology annotation, biological process: pentose-phosphate shunt, oxidative branch; glucose metabolic process. Gene Ontology annotation, cellular component: cytosol. Bases 1 to 1509 code for a protein of 502 amino acids. NCBI's taxonomy places the organism in Eukaryota, Fungi, Ascomycota, Pichiomycetes, Pichiales, Pichiaceae.